AAUAUCACCUGGCAUCCCUGGGACCGCCUGAUUUGAAUUUGUAAACGGCUUAUUUAUUUUUAAUUAGACGGUGUCGAAUAUUCCGAUUUACAGGUAUUUUUAAAGUCAAGCCACAAAAUAGUAAAUUUGCAUAAUAAAAGAUUUUCUGGAACAAUUUACGAAAAAUGGAGAGCCACAUCGAUACUUCCAAUACGGCUGAUGGUGAAAUCAGAGAGGCUCUUGCGGGCAUUCUCUUAAAAAACGAAGGAAAUGCAACAAUUUCGGUUGAAAUCGAGUGUGAGCUCAAACAUGGCAAAGACAUCCGCUGCUGUACUGAGGAGCCCAGACAAAUGAAUAUACUGGAUCUGAAUAACGAUUGUUUGGAACUUAUUUUCGUGCAAUUUGAGUUAAAACAGCUAAUUGCGUUGGCGAAAACAUGCACUCGUUUCAGAGCAAUCGCCGGGAACGUUAUCAAACGAAAUAAGCAAAAUUAUUCUAAAUGGAUUUAUUUACCCAGGCCCGGCUACUUCGGUGAUUUUCUUGAGAUAUUCGGAAAUAUUCUUGAGCAAUUAUUUGUAUCGUAUUGUGGUGAAAUAAAUUUGAUUGUGAUGCACUGCACGAAUCUUAAAGAGCUUACAGUUCGACACUGUAUUUUCAACAGUAUUAACUUCGACCAGGACAGCUCAUUGGGUUUCGAGUCACUUGAGCAAUUAUCGAUUAUUUGGUCCACAAUCAGUCCGCACUUUAUUGAUAGAUGGAAGAUACCGCAAAAGCUUCAGCUGUUGGAUCUAUCAUACAGUCAUUUUCCGCCAGGAAGCUUGAAUGUUUUGAAAAAUUUAAAGUUUUUAAAUCUGAGAGGUAGUUCCGUAACAGAUGAGUGCUUUUCUUGUUUGGCCAACAACAACCCAGAUCUUGAAUAUUUGAAUAUUUCGGAUUGCAACCAGCUGUCUGCCAAAUCGAUUCAAUGCAUCGUCAAAUACAUGACCAAGCUAUCGUAUUUGAGCUGGAGCAGUCGGUAUUCAGAAGAACCAUACGAGAGCUCUACUGAGAGGCAAAAGAUCGUUCAAUUGCCACUGCUUAAGAAACUCGUGAUUAAAGAUUAUAACUAUGGAGGUGGUGAAAUCGAUUAUUUGCUACGAAGUUUAGCAAAAUCUGAUCAACUUGAACAACUGGAAUUGAAGAAUCAAAAAAUAGAUGACUUUGGUUUAAUUUGUAACCUAUCUAACCUUAAGGUUUUUAAGUAUGUAUACAGUGGAUUGUCGAUGGAAAAUUUUGAACUCGCAAAGUUAUGCGAUAAAGAAAAUUUUAUCGAAGUACACAUAUCGGGCCGUGACGUCAGCGAAAAACAGCUGCUUAAGUUUAUUUCAAAAAACCCAAAGUUGGAACAACUGCACGUGCGUAAUUUUCAUAUUCGACGCAAGGAUUUUAUUUUAUCUGUCUUGAAAACGUUAAAAAGGCAGUCUAAUAAUCAGGAAGGAGUGAACGCUGGGCUACAGAAAAAACGGUUGAAGAUUAAUGUUCAAUAUAUCUCCAUUCCAAAUGAUACCAUACAGAACUUGUUGGCGGGAUGUGACCAUCUGCUGAAACUGUCGUGCUUUGGAUAUGACUGUUCAUCAGAUGAAUGUUCUGUGUCUGAUGAAGAUGAACGAGCUUAUGCUUCCUAUAAUAAUUAUGAUUCAUCCGAAUGAGACUGAACAUUUUGUACAGAUAAGACGAGAAGAUUGAAUUACAAUGUGAAUUGGCGUAAAACAAAAACCACCGGAGAGAAACUACCUGAGUAAAGUUUGAUUACACUUUUACCAUAAUAAUACACUGAAUUUCUGAAUAAAAUCGUCCGUUAAUACA
Topomyia yanbarensis is the source of this 1824-nucleotide messenger RNA. RefSeq lists its product as uncharacterized. Bases 165 to 1667 code for a protein of 500 amino acids. Gene Ontology annotation, molecular function: protein binding. The record is from RefSeq and is a predicted model, not a curated record. The transcript has 3 exons. NCBI's taxonomy places the organism in Eukaryota, Metazoa, Arthropoda, Insecta, Diptera, Culicidae.